This is a messenger RNA of Xyrauchen texanus (razorback sucker), 2218 nucleotides long. RefSeq names its product circularly permutated Ras protein 1. Lineage: Eukaryota; Metazoa; Chordata; Actinopteri; Cypriniformes; Catostomidae. The record is from RefSeq and is a predicted model, not a curated record. Gene Ontology annotation, molecular function: zinc ion binding; SNARE binding. The transcript has 19 exons. Bases 84 to 1940 code for a protein of 618 amino acids. Gene Ontology annotation, cellular component: COPII vesicle coat; endoplasmic reticulum exit site. Gene Ontology annotation, biological process: endoplasmic reticulum to Golgi vesicle-mediated transport; COPII-coated vesicle cargo loading; intracellular protein transport.
GUCUAAAGUGCAGUACCAUAAUGUUGUAGGGUUUAUAGCAAGCUGAAUGACGGACACAUCACCUUGAACUACCAUCACCAGAGAUGGAGUUUGCAUGCAGUCAUGUUGUGUGUAACUGGAGGUCUGAGAGCUUAACAGAAGAUGAAGCUAAAGUCUCAAAUCAAGCUUCCUCAUUGGUUCCACCUCCUGUACCGCCCCGAAACAUACAGCAGAACAACACACACUCUAGCUCGCUUCCGCCACAAUUGCCGCCAAGAGAUUUGGAGAACAAUGGAGAGGCUCAACUUAAAGCUAAUGUUAAUGUAGUGUCACUGAAUGUGGGAAGCCUUGUAGAGAUUAGUAAAGCAUCUGCUAUACAGAGCAAGCAAAAACCAGUACAUUGUGGGGAAUGCAAUGCCAUCAUAUCCUCUACAAGCAACACAGAGACAUGCCAAAACACGAUAACGUGGAGCUGUGAGUUUUGUGGAAAGGUUAAUGUCUAUUCCCUGUCUGCACUGAAGGAGGGCCGGUUUCCCUUGCGGCCUCCACCAGGCAGGGAUAUAAUAUACAUGGAGGAGGACAGGGAUGCGGAGUAUGAGAAUCUAGAUGACAUGCUCAUUGUCUUAUGUGUGGAUAUUUCUGGAAGUAUGAGUGUCACAUCUGAGAUCUUUCCUGGUAACAGCAUGCGCUCACCCACAUAUAUUCCACGAAUGCAAGGAGUCCAAGAAGCUCUUCAAAUGGUGCUGUCCUCCCUGCAGAAAACAUCACCUCUCAGAAGAGUGGCACUGGUGACAUUUAACAAUGAGGUAAUGGUAUAUGGGGACGGUACCGGGGCUCCUGUCUUUCUGAGAGAUUGGGCUCUGUUGGACUAUGACUACCUGAAGAAGGAGGGAGAGAACUACAAUACCCCUCACUGCAUUGCAGAGACUAUCCAGCCUCUUACUCAGAAAAUCAAGGAGCUGCGAGAGCAUGGUGGUACAGCACUGGGACCAGCUGCUCUCGUCUCUGUCGCCAUGGCAUCACAGUUCACAGGGUCAAAAGUCAUAAUUUGCACAGAUGGGCGGGCAAACAUAGGUCUGGGCCAAUUAGAACAAGAGUCUACCCAUUGUCCUGUCCACUCGCCUUAUUUCUACAACCAGUUGGCCUAUUAUGCUGCAGAAAAGGGUGUUAUAGUGUCAGUCAUGACCUUUGAAGGAGAGGACUGUUGUUUGGCAGAGGUUGGGAGGUUGGCCGACCACACUGGAGGCAGAAUCAAUAUUGUAAAUAUUGGUACAGUCGCCACAGAGAUUCAGAGUGCUAUAGCUGACAACGUCCUGGCAACUAAUGUCAUGGCAACACUGCUGACACCUGAUGGCAUAUAUUUCCCCUAUGAGGAGGAUGAUAAUCGCUUGGUGAGAGAGAUCGGUAACGUGACAGAUGGAGUUGAGAUCACCUUCCAGUUUGCAGUCAGACCAGAAAAGGUUGAAAGUUUCCAAACAAGCGACAGGGUCCCUUUUCAGUUGCAGCUCAGUUUCAGGACUCGAGAUUUCCAAAAAGUGAUGAGAGUCAUCACUCAACAGAAACGAGUGACCACAAGCAGUUGGGUAUGGGCAGGCAGUUUAAAUAUGUCUGUGUUGGACGUUCACUGUGCCCAGCUGUGUGCCAGACUGACUAUGGAGGGCAGAGUACAGGAAGCACAGAGGCAACUCCGAGCUCAACAGGACCUCCUCAAAUAUAUCAGUGAACAGAAGCCAAGCCCUAAAGAGGAGAGUAUCUAUGGAAACUGGAUCAGUACUAUGAGUGUGAUCUGUGAAGACCUCACCAAUGUCAACCAGAACACAACAGAAACUGAAGCCCAACCAUCAAGCCGAACAUCUUCCAAUGCAAGUUUCUCAGACGAGGCGGCCAAUGUGGUCUACCAAAUGAAGAGAGCAAAGAGUGUGAAAGGAAAAGGACAGGGAGUUCCUAUGUUGGAGAACUGAGCUGCCAAGACUCAUGAGAAGUAAUUUGAUUGUCUGAAGUGGGUAACAUGCCCAUUACCUUUUACAAAUGUAAUGAAUUGCUGUAUCAGUCACAUACUAUGGACUACUAUGAAUACUGCUUGGAAUGUUGUUGCUUAAGUCGCUGACCUAGUAACCCCUGUAGGUGAAAGCCUCCAGGUUCAACACAUACCAGUGUUUAUCUUCAUCUGGGAACUUGUAUAAAUGUUCGUCAAAUUACCAAUGUCCCUGGGGACUGUAAUAAUUAAGAUAAUAAAAUA